GAAUUCUCCGUACUCUCUGCUCUCGAAUUAACUGUGGUUUGAUGUCACAUGAACUUAGGCCCGCAUCACUGCAGCGGUGUAGCCACUACUAAAUGCUGAUAAAUUCAGCCAAAAACCCCAAGCAGAUCGACAGUGUACCGUCUCAUUACACUUGUAAGCUUUAGCUCCGGGGCGAUCGAUCUCGAAUGGAGAAGAUCAAGAAGAGGGUGGCCAUCGUCGGCGCCGGCGUGAGCGGCCUCGCCGCGUGCAAGCACGCGCUGGAGCGCGGCUUCCGGCCCGUCGUCUUCGAGGCCGACGGGGCCGGCGCCGUCGGCGGCGUGUGGGCGCGCACCAUCGCCUCCACGCGGCUCCAGACGCCGCGCCCCUACUUCGAGUACUCCGACUUCCCGUGGCCGCCGGGCGUCACCGACCUGUACCCGGACCACGACCAGGUGACGGCCUACCUGCGCUCGUACGCGGAGCGCUUCGGCGUGCUGGAGUGCGUCCGCUUCGGCUGCCGCGUCGCCGGCAUGGAGUACGCCGCCGCCGGCGGGGAGGAGGAGGUCAUGGCCUGGGAGCACUGGGCCGGCAAUGGCGAGGCGUUCGGCACCGGCCGCGGCGAGUGGCGGCUCACUGUGCAGAGCGGCCACAACAUUGAGCUGCACGUCGCGGAUUUCGUGGUGCUGUGCAUCGGACGGUUCAGCGGCUUCCCCAACAUGCCGAGAUUUCCACCGGACAAAGGGCCAGAGGCGUUCGCCGGCACGGCGAUCCACUCCAUGGACUACUCCAACAUGGGCGCCGCGAAGGCGGCUCAGCUCGUCAAGGGCAAGCGCGUCGCCGUCGUCGGCUACCAGAAAUCCGCCGUCGACAUCGCCGCCGAGUGCGCAGACGCCAAUGGGGCGUCGCAUCCGUGCACGAUAGUGCUACGCACGAAGCGAUGGAUCGUGCCGGACUUGUACGCUUGGGGCGUCCCGGUUCCGGUGUUCUACAUCAACCGUUUGUCCCAGAUCUUGCUUCACAAGCCUGGGGAUGGCUUGAUCCUUAGCUUUCUAGCCAUCCUCUUAUCACCACUGAGAUGGCUCUUCGCCAAGUUUGUUGAGAGCUACUACAAAUGGGCUCUGCCCAUGGAGAAGCACGGCAUGGUGCCGGACGAGGAUUUCAUGGAGGCCAUGUGCUCAUGCUCUGUGAUGAAGCUACCGGACAAGUUCUACGACAAGGUGGAGGAAGGAAGCAUCGUUCUGAAGAAAUCGAAGAGAUUCAGCUUCUGCAAGGAAGGCCUGGUCGUGGAAGGCGACUCGUCUUCAGAGACCAUAAAGAGCGACGUGGUGAUCUUCGCUACAGGGUUCAAUGGCGACCAGAAGAUCAGGGAGAUGUUCAAAUCGCCAUUGUUCAGAGAAAUCGUGGCCGGCCCACCUUCCAGCAUAGUUCCACACUUCAGGCAAUGCAUCCAUCCUAGGAUCCCACAGCUGGCGAUCAUCGGCUACGCUGAAAGCUGGUCGAACCUCUGCGUGUCCGAGCUACUGUCCAAGUGGCUGGCACAUUUCCUCCAUGGAAGCUUCAGAUUGCCAAGCGUAAAGGAGAUGGAGGAGGACAUAGAUGAAUGGGACAAGUACAUGAAACGGUAUUCCCCCGGCCGUUUCCGUCGAUCUUGCAUUGGGCCGGUGAGCGUGCUGUGCAGUGAUCGGCUGUGCCAAGACAUGGGGGUUCAACGACGGAGGAAGAAGUGGUUGCUGGCAGAUUGGUUGGUACCCUACGGACCAGCCGAUUACGCUGAUAUCAACUUGAACAGCUGAAAUGGUGAUGGAAUCUGAAUCUUGAGGGCACCGAUGCCACAGCCAGCCGCCGCAUGCACCCUCCCCUCUCGCGCCGCCGCUCGCCGGCCGUCGAGGUAGUGCUGGUACACGUACGAGAGAAACCCCCACACGGCCAUGAGCAUGGCUACCACCUUGGUGCCCGUCAUCUUGUCCCCGAACAGCGCCACCGCCAGCACCGGCACCAUCGGCAGCGCCAGGGUGCCCGUCACGUUCGCGAACAGCGACGACACCCUCGCGAUCAGCCUCACGGCGCCCAGCGUCGCCGCCUGCCACCCCACGGCGACCCCCACCACGGUCGCCGCGUACGCCGCCUUCCCGCCCUUGAACGCCGCCAUCUCGCCGCCGAUCGUCCUCCACUCCCCCGACGCGAACAGCGCCGUCGCCGACACCGUCGCGGCCACCGCGUUCGUGGAGAUCUGCAUCUUGAGCACCCACCGCGGCGUCGCUGCUCCGAUCACCUUGUCGAAGGUGGCCUCGAACAGGGACAGGAUGAGCGCGUAGACGGCGGACGCGGACAGGGUGAGGACGACGCCGGCGGCGUGCUUGCCACGCUGAACGGCGUCGCCGCCGGCGCCGCCGCCGACGGAGGAGGAGGGGUCGUCGACGCCGAGCAGCGCGGCGGAGAAGGUGAGCACGACGACGGAGUUGACGACGAGCGGCGUGAACCGCUGCGCGUUGAUGAGGCGCGACGUGACCGCGUUGAACGCCAGCUGCGUCGCGGCGAGGAGCGAGAACGUGGACACCGGCAGGUACAGCAUGGCGUACGAGUACAUGAGGUUGUCGCAGCCGACGACGAGCCCGAGGGCCACGCAGAUGGCGACCAUCUUGGAUGCCGCCGGCGCCGGCCGAGGCUCCCCGACGGCGGCGGCCCGCGGCGUGAGGAGGAAGGGGAUGACCAGCAGCGGCGCUCCGGCGGACUGCGCGAGCGUGACCAUCCAUAGGCUGUUGCCGCCGGAGUUGUAGUAGAGGCGGGUGAGGAGAGGCGCCAUUGCCUCCCCGACGAGCAGCAUCAGCAUGUCCACCAUCACUGGCACCCACCGACAUCGUCGAACGCCUCUUCUCCUCGCGAUCGGCGGCCCAAGCGCAGCUUGCCCCUUGCAGAUUUCGCCAUGGCAGGAUUCCUCCUGUCCGGGAGUAUCUUGGCAGAAAGAAAGUUACAGUAAUUUAGCGUACGUGGUGUAAGUGUGAUCGAACCAGUGAAGUUUAAUUAUUGUCUGAGCCUGUUCUUAACGCAGACAAAUUAAAGGAUGUACGCAGUGAGACAUGCGUACGUACGCACUGCGCAGCUAAGGUUGCCGUGAACUGCUACUACUAGUGUACUACCCGUUGCUUUAAUUUGACAAUCAAAUUGAAGAGAACCAAUCGUGUGGCUAGAA
Oryza sativa Japonica Group (Japanese rice) is the source of this 3169-nucleotide messenger RNA. RefSeq names its product probable flavin-containing monooxygenase 1. Lineage: Eukaryota; Viridiplantae; Streptophyta; Magnoliopsida; Poales; Poaceae. Gene Ontology annotation, molecular function: NADP binding; flavin adenine dinucleotide binding; N,N-dimethylaniline monooxygenase activity. The record is from RefSeq and is a predicted model, not a curated record.